This is a messenger RNA of Anoplopoma fimbria (sablefish), 477 nucleotides long. RefSeq names its product LHFPL tetraspan subfamily member 3 protein-like. The record is from RefSeq and is a predicted model, not a curated record. The transcript is spliced from 2 exons. The coding region runs from base 1 to 477 and encodes 158 amino acids. Gene Ontology annotation, cellular component: plasma membrane. Gene Ontology annotation, biological process: sensory perception of sound. Lineage: Eukaryota; Metazoa; Chordata; Actinopteri; Perciformes; Anoplopomatidae.
AUGAUCCCCGGGGCCCCCGGCACGACCACCACCAUGCUCCCCGCCUCCGAGGCUGCCAAAAUCUACCAGACCAACUACGUGCGCAACUCCCGCGCCAUCGGCGUCCUAUGGGCCAUCUUCACCAUCCUCUUCGCCAUCGUCAACGUGGUGUGCUUCAUCCAGCCGUACUGGAUCGGAGACGGCAUGGACACCCCGCAGGCGGGUUACUUCGGUCUGUUCCACUACUGCAUCGGGAACGGGCUGUCCCGGGACUUGACCUGUCAGGGCAGCUUCACCGAGUUCAGCACCAUCCCGUCCGGUGCGUUCAAGGCCGCCUCCUUCUUCAUCGGCAUGUCCAUGGUGCUGGUCCUCACCUGCAUCGGCUGCUUCGCUCUCUUCUUCUUCUGCAGCACCGGCACCGUGUACAAGAUCUGCGGCUGGAUGCAGCUGGCUGCAGAGUCGGAGUACUACCACACGCUGAAUGAAGCCCGCAGUUAA